CGUCAUAAUCGCCAUUACUGCGCUGCGAUAGAAACAAAAGGGAAAGUCGUCUGUGAUUGAAGCCAAACAGUAGCGUUAUUCGGCUCUUUUUUCAGACAAUCAUAUAAAAAAUAGUAAAUAUAGAUUGUAACAAAUGGCACAAAGUCCCACAAGCGGAGCCGUUAAGGCUCUACAGCUUGAACUAAAGAAAAUUGUUAGUGAGCCCGUCGAAGGGUUUCGUGUGAAACUGGUUGACGAUGAAAAUUUGUUUGAGUGGGAAGUGGCAAUUUUUGGACCUCCUGGCACCCUUUAUGAGGGUGGAUAUUUCAAGGCUGCAAUGAAAUUCCCAUCAGAUUAUCCUUAUUCCCCACCAAGUGUCAAAUUUCUUACAAAGAUGUGGCAUCCAAAUGUAUAUGAAAACGGAGAUGUGUGUAUAUCUAUACUUCACCCACCAAUAGACGAUCCACAGAGUGGGGAGGAGCCAUCUGAAAGAUGGAAUCCAACACAAAAUGUCAGAACAAUAUUGCUCAGUAUAAUAUCCCUCUUGAAUGAGCCGAACACAUUCUCACCUGCCAACGUAGAUGCCUCAGUUAUGUACAGAAAAUGGAAGGAUUCAAGAGGAAAGGAUAAAGAAUAUGAAACUAUUAUACGAAAACAGGUGCUUGGAACAAAGGAAGAAGCAGAGAAAGACAACGUGAAAGUUCCACUAACAUUGCAAGAAUAUUGUGUUUCUACAGCACCCAAAAAUGAAUCUUUAACCGAUGUUGACUUUUAUGAUGACGAUUACGCUGAUGAUGACGAUGAUGAUGAUGAUAUGUAUUACGAUGACGACGACGAUUCUGGAAAUGAGGAAUCCUGAUCGUUCAUUCAUAAAGUGGCCAUUUCUAUAAAUAGAAUAUCAUCCUCAUUAAAACUCUUUUUUUUGGAAAAAAACGCCAAUUUUUGGAAUAUAAAAGCAAAUAUAUGAAAUGUGGAAAUUGAGAUCUUGUACAUGUUUCUUUUUCUCUGAAUGUGUCAUAACUUGAAAAAAAAAUCAGUGUAAAUGAAACUGAAGGAGAAUAAAUGUGACAUCAUUUUGAAAUUUACCUACAUUUUGUGAGCAAAAGUUUCCAUAAUGGCUGUUUGAAAUAUAGAAAAAAACUGCAUGGUAAAAAAAAACUGCAUGUAGCUUCUUUACCUAUGUUUUAAAUGAUUUUGAAAAAAAGUUGAGAGUUUGUUGCAAUACUGGCAUAAUUUGGUAUGAUAGUGGUUACAAUAACUUGCCUUUACCACCACUUAAAUACAUUAUGAUAAUAUACACUAACAAAGAAUUAGGCCAGUCGUCACUUAUAAUCAAUCUGACUUGACUAUUAUGUGGUAUUUAUAGCUUGUAUUUUGUAGGCCAUUGUACAAAAACAGGGUACACAUACAUUAUCACACACCUGUGCCGCUUUUACAACUCUGUAAAAAUGGUAUUGCACGGUAAUGCAUAUAUUUUGAAGCAACGUUAUUUUCGUUAUAAACAUAGCGUUACAAUGCGCUAAAUGAUAGGGUUAUGCCAAAGGCGCAUCAAUGAAAAAUGAUGAUUUUUCACUUCAAACGGUCUUUAUUUUUGGUCUGUGAUAAAUAGAAUAUUAAAUUCGCGUAAGUUUGAUACUAAAUUUAUUGAACACGUUGAAACAUGAAUGUAUGAUAAGUAUUGCAGUAAGCUCUCAAGUUGUGUACUAGUACUUGUGUAAGUAAAACAGCAACAGUUUAUAGGGAUUAUAUUAUAAUGAUUGUAAAGUGAUGAGAAUAUUUAUAAAAGUAUUAAUUUGUACAAUGUAUACACAACCACCCCCUUUAUAUAAUAAUAACGGUGAUGAAGUCGAAAAUAAGCUUUUUUGAAAAUGAGAGAGGGUGAUAUUAUUUAUGAUGUAAAAGGGGUGAUAUAUAUGUAAAAGGAACUUAAGUAAGGGAGUAAAAGUGUGCAGUUUUCAUAAGGUAGAAUUGGAUUUAUGAAACUAUUGUAUUUAAGAAAAGUACAGUAGCUUCAUUUUAAGGUACAUGUAUAUAAUUACUUACAGGUUACUUUUUUGAAAAUUGGUAUUUAAUACAUGUAUAGAACUUAACCUGGGAAGAAAAGGAGGGUAAACAAUGUAGAAAAAUAUUUCUCGAUUUCCCUCGUAUGUUAACUUCAUUUGAAAUCUGUAAGAAACAUGCAUGUAAUGGUCAAAAAUUGAGAUUGAAUUUUAAAUUUAUCCACAAUGGGUAUAAUUAUAUACAUGUACUAGAUCCUUAAACCUUUGAUGUUUAUCAUGAGUUAGUAUUUUGAAGUAAAGACUUGCAACAUAUCAUGUUUUUAAUUGAUCAAAAAUUUUGUUAUUGUGUAAGAAAAAAACAUUAUUUUCUGCUGAAUCUCUUCAGAAAUUGAAUAAUAAUGAAAUAGUCUUAAAGUUAACAGUCAUUUAACUUUACUACUUUAAAUUCAAAGAUUGAUACUUUUGAUUGGAUAAUGGUUAAUUGAAUGCCUUUUGAUUUGUUGUUACCUUAAUUAAUUACACUUUACAUAAUACAUAAUUAGAAACAAAGAAGAUACGAAGAUUUUACAGUGAGAAAGUUCACAACCUCUUUCCUUUAUUGUUGAGGUAACUGCCGAGAAGCUUGAUUAAACCUGGAAUCUAGGUAAAGGUCUGAACAUAGGUUAAAGCCGGAAUAUAGGUUAAUGUCUGAACAUAGAUUAAAGACAUUUUCCUGAGUUUUCAUAUAGACAUAUAGGCAAAAUUAAAACUGUUCUUUAAACUUGGCACGUUAUUAGAAUAUGAUAACAGAAACAUUUUAAACAGAAAAAAUGGCAAACAUCUAGGUUAAAACUGGGGCCUAUGUUGGAGCCUUACUUGUUCCUUGACUAUUGUCACAUGACACAAAUUCUUGUAAGUGCAGGAAAAGCACUUUACUUGGGCCAUAGAAGCUACAAGGUUUCCUUUCAAGCUGAAAUAUUUAUAAUUUUCAUAGACAGUUUUAUGAUCUCAAUUAUAAAUUAAUAUAGAAAAUCAUAUUGUUGAUUCAUUAAAACAUAAGAUGCCAGUUUGGAGUUACAAUACAAAAUGUGCAUCAUGAUAUGCCAUGAAUAUAUUGUUGUCAUGAUGCCAUGAGUAUAUUGUCAUGGCAACCAGCACAUAAUGUGUAGUGUGACAGAAAUCUAUACAGUUGACAGCUCUAGGCUGUUCUUUUUUAUCUUGACUUUGAACGUGGCUUGAAAACUUGACAAUGUUUUCACACAGAAUCUGUCGGCAGAAAGGUGAAAGAAAAAGUAUGCAACUUUUUCUCUACCUUUUUUUUUUUUCCAAAAAAAAAAAAUGAAAUACAAAGAAAAUGUUAUUAGUGAGUAGCUGGGGUAGAUAUUUGAUGUUGUUAUUUGUUGGACAUGCAUGGAGAAUUGUGAAUGUUGUAAACAUGUUGAACACUUCUCACAUUUACUACAGAUUCUUGUAUUCUAAAAAAAAAUAAGUGAGAAUGGUGUCGUUUUCUGAAGUUUAAGUUUAACAGUUUGUAAGUGGUCAUGUGACCUGCAUUAUUUCAUUGUGAUUGUAAUGUCAACUGAGUACGAGUAUUAGCUAUAAAACCAAGUUUCCAUAUUGGAUGACUAUAUUGAUAAGUACUCAACAGAAUGGAAAUGUCAAGUUGAAAGGUGGUUAAGCCAAGAAAUAGGAAAAAAAUUGUCAUCUUGAUUUGCUUUUUUACAGUAUUUUUAUGCUUGGAUCUCGUGUAAUAUAAAAUUCACCUUCAAAAUGAUAACUAGUAAUAGAUCAACUAGUAUGAAUAGUUCUUAAAUAAAUGUAACAUCUUUGUAGGAUUUUUCUUCAUUUUUGUUUUCAUCGCAUUUAGGGCGAUCUCCCCUUUUUUUCAGAAUUUUAGAUAUAAGAAUCUGUAGUAUUUGUUAUUUAUGAAGAACAGAUCUAGAUAUAGUAGACAAAACUUGUAUAUUUUUCUUUAUUAUAAUUAUUGAUUAAAUAUUAUUAUAAUUAUAUAAAUAUAUAUAUAUAUAUAAAUUUGCUGAGUUUGUACCACGUGUUUGUUUGUUGUUAGAAGUUGGGUCAGGAAUAAAUUUUAUUAUACAUGGUUGGGUUGAAUGUGUAGCUUUAGGUUAACAGAUGUUGAUCCAGGUAUUUGUUAGGUUUAUAUUUCGAUAAGGUGUCAGUUGGGUAUAUAGUAUUUUGAUAAAAACACAACUUUUUUUUUAAAGAACUUUUUAUGACAUAAGUCUAGUGAAAUAAUAAUUUUCAAACUGUUUUUACUGGAGGUGAACACAUAAAGUGCGACAGACAAAUUAGUUUGUACUUCAUGUGCUAGUAAGAAGUCAGGUGGAAGUUUCUUCCUCUAGAGUCACCUAAAUGAUGUGUGUAUGUAUUUUAAGGGAUUCCUGAUAAAGUUUUUCAGAUGUUUUUUUUUUUUUUUGCAUCUUACUUUCUUCAAAUUCUUGGUUUCAGCGGCUUUUUGUUUCUUUUAUUUUCUUUAUGGUGAAUAUCAUAUGGGAAAUUUUUUUCUGAUCUAAGACCUUUUGGUCACCUUAAGGUAUUAAUGUAUUCUAUUAAAUCAGUCCUAUUUAUAAUUAUACAGGACUUAACUUUGUGGCAUACUGUUUUCUAUUUUAAUCUGAUAGGGGUAUUAGUUAUUCUGUAUGAGUUAAAUGUGUUUGAUGGAAAGGUGUGGGACAAUCUGUGUUUAUGUUAAACCAGUGAUGGUUUCCUCCGUUGUAAAUUGGGUAAUAUUUACAAGUUUCUGUUUACUUUUGAUAUUUUUUGACUAACUAUUGUUAAUGCAAGUAUUGGAAAUCAGGUUAAUAGUUUUUGUUCUAGUUAUGUACAUGGUAACAGAAAGUGUUUGGGACAUAAGCAGUUUGGCAUAUAUUUUUUUUUUAUUAUUAUUAUUUAUUUUUUUUAAUGCUAAUGUGGGCAUGAAAGAUUUUUGACAGAAUUUUUUUCCCAAGCUCUAGAAUAGCAUUUUCAUUCAAAUAUUAAUUAUAAAUGCAUGAAUUAUAAUAUAAUAUUUUCAAAAAAUACACAUAAUGUGCUUACAAAUUAUUUAAUUGAUGAUUAACUAUUGAUAUGAUAUUGAUAUGUGCCCUGAAAUAUUAAAUUUUUUUAAAGAUAUAAUGCGCAAAUUUAAAAUAUUUAUUUUUUCAUGUGACAAAAUUUAGGCAAAGAAUGCUUCUUUGCAUAAAUGGUUAGUUUUUUGUUUGUUGAUUAUUGUAAGUAAUAUCCAGUAUAUACAGGAGGGUAUAAUUGACCUGGAUAUUGUAGUAAUUUCAUUAAAUUUUGCAUUUUGUGCUUUUCUUCGAUGAGAAACCCUUAUUUGCUGUUAAUUUUAUUUGUUGUUUAUUUAUUUUUAAGUUACAACUGCCAGCAUUGUAUGAUAUGGGACUUUUGUGUGUGUGUGUAUUUUCUACUUUUCAUUAUUUUUGGUUUUCUAACUUGCUAUUCUUGACUUGGCUUUGGUAGGUAUAAUACAUGUGUUUUGUGUGUUUAGGUUGUCAGUUAAAGAGGUUACAUUUUGGUUUUGAGCUUUUUUCUGCGCACAUCAAACCUUUAAGUACUUGCAACAACAAUAACUUUGCUAUGCCAUAUAAUCAGAAAUAUCUGCCCAGCCAGUCAUAUUUGACCAGGCUGUGAUCUGUUGGCAGCUAGAUUUUAUGAUUUGAUAUUAAAAUCUAUCACAUUUACAUGGACAGUUUCAACUCCAAAGCAGGACAAAGCCUCUACACAAUUUCACAAAGGGUAAUGAUUAAAGGGCAUAUAAUGAUUUACAAAAUUUCCAAUAGCAAAAUAUGUGUAUGAAAUAUAUUUUUUCAAGAAAAGAUGAACUGUCAUGCUUUUACCAUAUGGUGGUAUCUAGAGAGUGUUUCAACAUAAUACAAAUGUGUGUUUACAUCUUUGCUAUUUACGGAACAUUAAAAUUAUUUAUAUCUAAAAGAAUGAAUUGUUCCCCAGAAAAAUAUCAAAAUGUUGGCAGGUUUGGUGAUGAUCUUGUGCAUGAGUCAAAUGCUCUAUAGGACAUUUAUAGACCUAAUAAAUUCUUUUAUUGUUGUGACUUUAGCUUAUAUAAGGUUACACACAUUUAUUCUACAGAUUACUGAAAAGCCUUUGAUAUAGUGUUAUAACUUUAUGAUUGAAUUUGGAUACUUACAUAUCAAAAUUCAUGCUAUUUCUGUAAAUUAUCUGAGAAUUUUUUUUCCUUUUUGAACAAAUAUCAAACAAGGACGACUUUUACCAAUCUGAUUCCUUCUUUUUGUUUCAAAUGCUAAGUUAUAUUUCAUUGUUUUACCCUUCUGCUUACAAAAUACAGGCUUUCUCUGUUUUUAUGUUGGAAAAAAAUAUAUAUAUUCUGAGUAAUUUACCAUUGAAAAUAAGUAAUGUUCAUUUUCCUGGUAUAACACUUUCUGAUGAAUAUGUUUAUAUAUGUAGAAGUAUAAAAUCAUCAGAACAGUUUGUGAUUCAACUGAAUCAACACUAAAAAAGUGAUAAUUUUGAAAGGAAAAAAAAUUGCAUAUAAUCUUAAUUUUCUUUUGAGCUGUAUAUACAUGUAAUGGCUUAAUAUGAACUAAAUAUUCAAAUUUUCUGUGUAAAUUUUGCAAAGUUUUAAGAUAAGAAAUAUUUCUGAAAGAUUGUGUAUUUAUAUAGAAGUAAAAUAGAUUGAUCUGCAAUGCAAAGUAGAAUUGUUAAAAAUUUAAUUGUUGACUUAAGGAAAUCAAAAUCAAUGUGAAUGUAUGUUAUGGUGAAUUUUUAGUUCAAUUGUGAGCUGAUGUAAAAAAAUCAAAUUUUUUCUCCUUAUUUUUUUUGUUUUUGAAAUUCUAUGCAGUUGUUGACAACUACAUGUAUAUUACAAUUGUAUAAAUCCUGGAAAUUGAUAACAUGUGAGGUUUUUUUUUGUUUUAAUGUACAAAUCCCCAUUCUCAUUGGCUUAUUUGUAAAAAAAGAAAAUACUGAAAAUUUAGCGAGCGUUUCAUUGUGUACAUGUACGUAAGAAUGGUUAUAUUAACAUGUUUUUAUCUCACAGAUUUUGCAUUAUUGUCAUUAAUUUUUGUGAAUAUUUUUCACUCCGAAGAAUAUUAAAAAAAAUUGAAAAUAA
Molecule: messenger RNA, 7065 nt
Organism: Ruditapes philippinarum (Manila clam)
Lineage: Eukaryota; Metazoa; Mollusca; Bivalvia; Venerida; Veneridae
Product: ubiquitin-conjugating enzyme E2 R2-like
Exons: 5
Coding region: 134-838 (234 amino acids)
Biological process (GO): protein polyubiquitination; ubiquitin-dependent protein catabolic process
Molecular function (GO): ubiquitin conjugating enzyme activity
Source: RefSeq, a predicted model, not a curated record